Brassica oleracea var. oleracea is the source of this 1422-nucleotide messenger RNA. Its product is annotated as BTB/POZ and TAZ domain-containing protein 2. Gene Ontology annotation, cellular component: nucleus. The record is from RefSeq and is a predicted model, not a curated record. NCBI's taxonomy places the organism in Eukaryota, Viridiplantae, Streptophyta, Magnoliopsida, Brassicales, Brassicaceae. Gene Ontology annotation, molecular function: protein binding.
UCUUUCUAUUUCUCUCAAAACUCUCUCUCCAAUUAAUGGAGCCUGUCCUUGUCGCGAUGGCCGUAACCGCCACGUCAGAAGACGACGGAUUUUCGUUAAUCACCGAUAAAGUUUCAUAUAAUCUAACGGCGUCAGACGUUACCAUCGUUACCUCAAGCAACCGUCGGAUUCCGGCUCAUUCCGGUAUUCUGGCUUCGGCUUCACCAGUACUAAUGAACAUCAUGAAGAAAACGGUGAGACGUUACCAACGCUAUGGAGCUUCGAGAGCCAUCAAGAUUCUUGGCGUUCCAUGCGAUGCCGUUUCAGUCUUCAUCAGAUUCCUAUACUCUUUUAGUUUGACGGAGGAUGAGUUGGAGAAAUAUGGGAUCCAUCUUUUAGCGUUGUCUCACGUGUACAUGGUGGCGAAUCUGAAGCAACGCUGCUCAAGAGGUAUCGUUGAUGGUUUAACUGCGGAGAACGUUGUCGACGUUCUUCAGCUAGCUCGGCUCUGCGAUGCUCCAGAUGUUUGUCUUAAAUCUAUGCGUCUUAUACAGUCGCAGUUUAAGACUGUUGAACAGACCGAAGGAUGGAAGUUUCUCCAGGAACACGAUCCUGUUCUUGAGCUCGAUAUCCUCCAGUUCAUCGACGAUUCCGAAUCGAGGAAGAAAAGAAGACGUAGGCAUAAAAAGGCAGAUCUGUACAUGCAACUAAGCGAGGCAAUGGAGUGUAUAGAGCAUAUAUGCACCCAAGGUUGUACAUUGGUCGGUCCAACAAACAUUGUAGACGUUAACAAGUCGACGACUGUUCCGUUUGGGGGGAAAUCAAAGCCUUGUAAGGCGGUUUCCACGUGUUACGGCCUCCAGCUUUCGAUACGUCAUUUUGCGGUAUGCAAGAAAAGGAGUAACGAGAAUGGUUGUCUUCGUUGCAAGCGGAUGCUUCAGCUCCUAAGACUCCAUUCUUCUAUAUGUGAUCAGCCAGAAUCUUGUCGUGUCCCUCUUUGCAGGCAAUUUAAGAAAAGGGUAGAACAUGACAAAAGGAUGGGUGAAGACACCAAGUGGAAGCUUUUGGUGAGGAGGGUGGUGUGCAAAGCUAUGUCUUCAUUGUGUCAGUCGUCAAAGAAGAACAAAUGUGAUGGAGAAGCAGAAUGAUUAGUCAGGAACAGAACAGGAAUGAGUUGGGGUUUGUAGAUAAUUAUGAAGAUUAGUUCGUCCUUAAAGUCGUAUUUGUUCAUUUGUUUCUUUUUGUAUGGUUGAAGUCUCAAGGGUAUACAAUCAUGUAUCAUUUGAUCGGUGUAGAUAGAGGGUUUAGUUUGUAGAUGAGUAAACCCUUUUAAAUUGGCAGUGUGUAGGCCACAUUUGUUUGUUUAUUUUACCUCAAAUAUCAUCAUGUAAUAAUAGACGGUUAAAUAAAUGUUGUCUGACUUAAAGAGGUGUUUUCAUAGCU